Molecule: messenger RNA, 11029 nt
Organism: Dermacentor albipictus
Lineage: Eukaryota; Metazoa; Arthropoda; Arachnida; Ixodida; Ixodidae
Product: pleckstrin homology domain-containing family G member 5-like
Biological process (GO): endothelial cell migration; Rho protein signal transduction
Cellular component (GO): plasma membrane; endocytic vesicle; axon
Molecular function (GO): guanyl-nucleotide exchange factor activity
Source: RefSeq, a predicted model, not a curated record
CAGCAACAGCUAUACGUGCGCGUACAGGCGCGCAGUCUGCCGGCCGACGUGCCCCGCUCUUCUGCUGCACAGUUUUCUUUUUUUACCUGUCGUUCCUCGCUGGGAUAGCGAGGAAAGCUGCGUGCGAGGCUACACACCGACCACGCGACCCCAACAGAUGGCCGCAGCGCCGGCAUUGUUUCCCGGGAACCCACGCAGUGCUGCGAUGGCGACCGCCGGUUUGCACCGCGGACGAAGAAGAUGCGGCCGCUCGUUCCGUUGACGCGACGGUGCCGCUCGACCAGCCGUUGCUGCCGGUGUGGUAUAGUGCGCCCCCCGCUCCUCUUGAGCGCGGGUACGUACUCCUUCGACAAAGAACCUCAACGCGGGAGGAGUCCGCGAUGGGACGCUGAGACGCUGGCGUGUGCGUCGCGAGACGACGUCGAGACGCCCUACGCCGUUUCCGGCCUCGAAGCCUUCUCUCAUCGGGCACGUACCGCUUAGCCAACGUCGGCGUGAUAUGCGCACGCGGACUGGCGUUGCGUGGCAUACGUCGACGAAGCCGCCCGCCGUUGCCGUGUCACUUUCCCUUCGCCGAAGUUAUGCGACGGUGUGCAUGCGCCUGUUUAGAUAGAUUUACGAGCUGCACGCGUCGCCGUGUAGCGGUUGCUGUGCCGCGCUUUCUCGUGUGAUUUAUUUAUCCAGCACAUCCCCUGCGGGCUGCAACAACUCGAAAGGCAGCGUCGGUCACGGAUAAUCUAUUUUUUUGUGCAGUUUUCGCGGGAGCAGUGUUUUCUUACGAGGGACAAGACCGUGAGGUUCAAAAUUUUCAGGCGCCGCUGUGAAGUGCCCUUGGAGUGUUGUAGGCGCAGUGCUCGUAAAAAUUUGCAUACGCGAAAUGGAACAAAGGCUGAUUGUGGUGCAUAUUGCGGGCAGCUAGCCUAUCAGCGCGCAAGCUCCGGUUAAAGGUCGUGGUCUCUCUUCAACAAUGCUGCCGUGUGCCGCAUUCUGCUACGCCUGCAGCUCCGCCACUUGCCCUCCCUCGGCAGCCAUCCAUCAAGACCUUGUCAGACAGCUCCGGAUACGUGAAGCAUCUAUCUGUCACCAGGAUCUGUGAAGAUUCGCCAGCACGUAAGGUGUUCGAACAUGUGCUACGGUUACAGUGCGCUCAGCAUGACGAAAAUGGCACAGGUCGUCUGUUGCUACUGCUGCCGCUGCUGCCAGAGGGGCUGCUUUGUGUCCGUGUACAGCUACGCGUUCUGUCCCAAGGAUCUGUGUUUGUGACGUGGUUGGCGACACUUGUCGUGUUUGCCGCCUGCCGUGUUCGAAAUAGUGAAUAGAGAAGGAAGAGAAAAAAAAAUGGAGAACAAAGCGCAACAACGAUCGUCGGUUUCGGGAAAACGAGCGGGAAUGGCGUCGUCGUCUUCGUCUUCGUGGCGGAAGCGUCAGUUGGACAAGCUGGCCGCUCUGGUGGAAUGUAGCCGGGUUCCCUCGAGGCAGGCCGGCCUGGUGACCGCGUGGGUCGCCGACAUGAUCCGGGAAUCGUGCGGAGUGGUGGACACCGUGCCCGGAGCUGUCGUCGCCACGGACCUGACCGGCACUUCUCUGGGAAGAAGCUCGUGGUACGGCAGCUCCUACACGCUACACGAAGACGAAGACGGCUGCCCCGUCUUUCCUGAGCCCGAAGGCGCACCUUGCCAUCCUUCACCAGCCGACUCUCAGCCACCUAAACGCGCCAGCCUGACCACCGCACAGUCGGUGCCCUUCGGCAUCAGCGAGCUGGGCAACGAUGAUUCCUCGCCCGACGAAAAGAAAGACGUCUACGCAAGGUUCUUCGCCAGAAAGACCCGGACCCUGGAGAAGGCAUCGCCGGGCAGCAGCAAGCAGAAGGCAGUGAAGAGCUUGCGCUCGAAGGGCCGGGACCUCUCUGUGGCUCACCGGAGCAAGAGCCUGACGCAGAUCGACUGCCUGGAAGGCGGCAUGAGCCGUCGCGACGACGAGCCGAGCGGAGGCAGCAGCCCGUCGGACGCCUCCGGUCAGCCGCAGUCGCUGCAGUCGCAGCCGUCCCAGUCGUCGCCCUCGCACCAGCCGCCCCCGUCGCCCGACCGUCUCUCGGUGCCCGAGGACGCGCCGCCGCAGAGGAGCAGGCUGCGGCACACCUCACGGGUCCCUAGCCAAGAGUACCUCGCCGUCGCGAUAGAAGACGAUGUGGGGGACAUCCAGCUACAGGAGUCCAUUCCCGCGGUCAAGGGAGUCAUCCUACGGGAUGCCCUGACGUUACUGCUCGAGCGCCGGGGCCUGGACCUCUCGGCCGUGCAGGUGCUCCAGGAGGGCUCGCGGCGGCCCGCCAACCUCAGCCACGAGACGCACAAGUUCGCCGGCCAGCAGCUCAGGGUCAAAGCCAAAGAUGGUGCUGACCUGCGCGGGUCAGUCAGCCGUGCCAACAGCACGAGCAGUUUGAGCGGCGGGUCCUGGAAGACGCCGGCGUCUCGAACCAACAGCAAUGCCGGUCUCAAGGAGGACAAAAAGGAGCGCAAGAUCUCUGGGAGCCAAAGAGGGCGACGCGGAGCUGUGUCGGCUGAUGAGCUGGUGAAUGAUACCAGUGCCAUCAGCAGUACUAGUCAAGAAAGCAGCUGGAAGGCUGGUAAAUCCAAGCCCGUGCUGGGAAAGCGCACUGGCAUUCUCCUCAACUCAUCCAAAACGGACAAAGAGAUGCGUACCCUGACAGAGUUGCUCAACAGCUACGACCAGAAUGGCAUCCCCAACCAGCCAGGCCUUCUUACCUUCCGACCUUCUUCGUCAGAGGAGAAGUUUCGACUGGAAGAUAACUGGACCUGCAUCGUUGACAAUCCUGAGUCCCUGCCAAAGCGGGUACGGAACCAACAGGAUGCUAUUUGGGAACUCAUUUCCACUGAAGUCUCAUACAUUCGCACCCUCAAAGUCAUCACUGAGCUAUUCCUGGCAUGCCUAUGCAAUCUGCAGUGCGAACGCAUUCUACAAGAGAUUGACACGGAGCACAUGUUCAGCAACAUCCUCGAGGUGUGCGAGGUCAACCAUGUGCUGUGGGACAACUGCCUCCUGCCAGCGCUGACUGUUGCCCGCGCCAACCGGACCCUCCUCAACCCGCUGCACCUGCGAGAGGGGUUUCUCCGCUUCGAGGAGACGUUCCAGCCGUACAUGAAGUACUGCCUCGAACAGACUACCUGCCUGCAUUAUGUCAAGGAGAAGCGACUCGAGAGCGAUCUCUUCAAGACCUACGUGGCGUGGUGCGAAGCUAGGAAAGACUGCGAGAGGCUGCGCUUUACGGACCUCCUUGUCAAGCCCAUGCAGCGGCUCACCAAGUACCCGCUUCUGCUCAAGGCCAUUCAUAAGAAGACCGACGACGAAGAGGCCAAGAAUGCCCUCGUUGAAAUGAAUGAAUGUGUGGAAGCGUUCGUGUAUGCUGUCGACGGGAAGCUGCGACACCUGCACGAGCGUGACAGGCUCAAGUCAAUCACAAGCCGCAUUGAAAGCUACGAUCCAUUUGACAUCAAUAAUGACGAAGUUGAAAAGGCCCUCAAAGCCCACUGCGUGUUGGACCUGACUUGCCCCAUGCCGAGUUGUGGCAACCAGCAGAACAGGCAGCUCUUGUUUGAGACAUCAGGUGUCAAACUGAAGGACGCUGGCAGUUCAAGCAAGGUGGAUGUUCACUGCUUCCUGUUCACUGAUGUGCUGCUUGUCUGCAAGUCGCUGAGCAAGAAGGGCGACCGUGUGAAAGUGAUUCGGCAGCCAUUCCUCGUUGAGCGUCUGGUCACGUACGAGCUGCGCGACAACAGUGGCCUCAUCGUCAUCUACCUGAACGACUUUGGUGUGGCUGCAUCCUAUUUCCUCCUCUACACGAGCGACCCGCGAAGCUUCAUGGACCAAAUCCGCAGAGCACAGGAGCAAUAUCGGGAGGCGAAGUCGCAGGCGACGAGCGAGAAGCCUCAGCUGGGAUACCUGCAGGACCUGGACGAUGAGGACGACCUGGACAUCCCACGCAGUGCUCUGCUUGUGGCGACCCGGUCCCCGCGUUCGUCCAGCCACUCAAGCCUGGUACAUUCGCACAGUGGCUCCAUCGACAUGAGUGACCCCGCCUCGGUGGCCUCCCUGGCUGGGCCGCCCGUGCCCUGCCCAACACCGCUGUUUCAGGGAGCAGCUGCUGCUGGUGGCCAAGGCCGAGCAACAAGCUUCGAGCUUGGUGAGCUACGCAAUCCCAGCAUGACUUACGACGACCUCGAUGAGCAAGGAAGGUCGCGAAGCAUGGAGACACGUACCUCGGGCCCAGUCUGCGUCACGGUCACGUCACCGCGGCCUGAGAGGCGGGCUUUCCUUCUCAAGGGUGCCGGCACUAAUGCAACAUCGCCGAACACACUUACUGUGAGCAUCCCCUUCACCCACCCGCAAGAGCUAGAGGAGCCCAAGGAGUACAGGAGCUACCCAACAUCCCCGACCAUUCAGGUGCCAGUCAUGUCAUCAUUGCCUCCCAAGAGCCUCUCGCCGACGUCCCGCUUUGCUGCCGGUUUACCGCAGCCUUUUCCAGGCUACAACCCGAGUGGAGCGAGCAAGCCACCCCUACUGAAGACCAAGAAUGUGUCUGGCCUGGUAACUCACAGCGCCCCUCCCAGCGAAGGCCCGAGCCCUGUGCACAGCCUCGAGGGCCCGAAACCCUCUGAGGAGACUGUAAGCCCUCCCGAUUCCGAAGACGAGAGUGGCCGCAAGCGUAUUUCCCGAAGAACAUGUCGACCCGAGAGGCGCCAUCACACAGCAGACUCCUUUGAGCACCUGAAGAACCAGAGGGACCCAUCGAUCCACAAGCGACUGUCGUGGAACUGCGGGCAACAGCAUGACGCGUCGUCCGGUGUGGCCAGCACAGCUGGCCGCCUUGUGCACUCUUCGGAAGCGUUCCUCAAGAACAAACACGUUGCCAAGUGUCUGAGCAGCGAAUCUGUGUACAGUUCUAGUGGUGUAAGCAGCACGGGCUCACUUUUGUUCAGUAGUGCGGGCAGUGGCGAUGCCUGUGACUGUUGCUGCGAUCCGAUCCCCGUUGUUGGGCCCACGGACGACCAAAAGCGGCUCACCAAUGGUGACGAGGAUGACGUGGCGCCAUCUUCAGCCGACAGACACCACCAGCUCAAGACAUUGGGUGCCCCGGGGGAGUGCAUCAAGAUAGAUGUGAGUGAGGUGAAGGAUGGGAUCUCAUCAGUGCAGAUAGUGGGUGCAGAGGGCAUGCCAGUGGCCCCUGGCAAGCCGGGCAAACCAUCCCGCUCGGACCUGCAAAAGAUGAAGGAGUUUCUUCUCAACAGUCGCUCAGUUGAGGCAUCUGAGGUAUGACAACGUCAAUAGUCACCGGGAGAGACAGCACAGACAAGGGACAGGAUUGCCCCAUCACUCUCAGCUCGGUUGAAAACAGCAAUUGUACAGCCUUCACUGUUUGUUUCGAACUGUCCCACCAGCGAGAGGGGGCAUUCGCUUCCAGCGUUCCCGGGGGUCCACUGGAACAGCAGGCUGUCCUUGUCUGGAUAUACAUAUCCCCGCAGCGCAGUGCGUGGACAGCCGUCUGCGACGACGCCUGCGAUGACGCAACUGAAUGAUGACCACAUUGUAAUAUUCGUCUCAGAGAGAGUUUGUUAAACGGCAUAAGCCUUGAUUCUGUCUUUGUCCUCAGUGUGAGGUUAACGGCUGCCGUUUGGAUAGCAUAGCUCUGCUGCAAUGUUCCGAGACCCUGUUCCAUGUUGCUGAUGUUUACUUUGCCAUGUGUGUGUGUGUCUGUGUGUGGACGUGGCAGUCUGCUAAUGAGGCUGUUCCAUUGGUGUAGUACCUGGUCAUUACCUACCACACUAUGCAUAAGGCAUUUGUUACCUGUGCAUUCCUUGCUUCCCGUACUUACGAUGGCAGAGAAGUGAAAGGAGUCAGUCCUGUAAGCAAAACGUGUGUGUACUUCAGCUGCUUAGAUGGUUUAUUUUAAUUAGUCUCAACAAGUGUAGUAAGUGCACAAAUAAUUUUGACAUUGUCUCAAGGCAAUCUGGCCAGACAGCUUAAGUUCAGCCUAGUUUGCUUUUAUGAUUACUAAUAUUUUAUUACUCCCAUUGGUUUAUGCCCCAAGUAUUUGUGUGCAAAAAAAUUAGCAGUGAGUUCUUGCUUUAGGAACUAUUUUAUUUAUGACAGGGUUGUCUUAUGCCUUAGGGCGCACCGUUUGGAGUUCGGUGGUUUGUUUCCCUUUGUUUCUAGUACUGGCACUGUGCGGUGAUAGCACAGGCUUGUCAACACUUUUCAAGAAGCGCUGGAUUACUGAACCUCUUGUUCUCUCAUUUUCGAGUCUUAUCUAGGACAGAUGGUGCUUGAGGCAGGUGCUUUUGUACUUUUAACACAUCAUGUCAACAUUCUAUGCAGUCAGCCACACAAUGUGCAAUUUAUGGCAGAACCUUGGUUACAUACAAUUUUGUGCUUUCGAGAGCCUGCCGAUUUGUUCUCUCAUUUCGUCUUUCUAACAUUUUUGCUGGUAUUAUAUGUUACGUGCCAAACAGUUUCAAGUCGUACUCUUUUUUUUUUUUCAUCUCUUUUUCCACCAUCAAGUGGUUUACCGACUACUGCUAUACAUACACAUUGUUCUAAACUCUCCAAGACUACGCUUUCAUGUCUCUGAGCAGUCUAAUCACUCUCAGCUACCACUGUCUUGCCUGGGCCUUAAUGAUAAGAAGACUGUGUAAAAAAAAAAUGAAGCUUUGAUGCUAGACGCACUGUUACUCUCCUUUGCACCUUAGAUUUUUAUGCCUUUUCGAGUGUGUGUUAUCACCCAACAGCCACCUCUGUUCUUGUCGGCAUUUGUUUCUUUAACACUGCAUGCCGAGUGCUUUCUUGUCAGAAAUGCUGUGCUUACCAAAGCGUUCUUGAUAGGAAAAUGCCUAGUACAGCAGUACAGCUGAGCAGUGAAGAAAUGAAAUGGCCCUGAUAACGAUGACAUUUAAUGUCAUGCGAAGGAAAAAUUGUGCACCUGAAUGGCGUAAAAUUUCGAUGGUGUAAGAAGAAAGGAUGCAGUUUUCACUGUUUCGCUCCCUUUCUCUCCCCUUUUCCAACAAGCUGUGAUACAGGUCAUGAAAAAAAUAAAACAAUUCGUAGCUGCGCUGACAAUAGGCAGGUUUUUGUCAUGUUUUGGUGAACAUGUUGCCAUACAGCAUGUAAAUGUUAACGAGCAGCAGGCUGCAAAAAGAAUUUUCACAUUUGCAGCUGCUUCUGCUGCUGCUAUCUUUCUAUUGUAUAGAUGCCGCUGCAACUUUUUCACUGUAAAGCAUCUAGUAUUUCAUAGACCUGUAGCUUAGUGACCUGUCCCUUGUAGUGGUUCUCGAACUUGUUAUUAUGAACAAAGGUUCUUAAAGCACUUGACUGUGUACAAAUUAGAUAUCUUCGCCCCCCCCCCCCCCCUUCCGCCUGCUGGCUGUCAAUCUAAAGUCGGCCCCUUGCAGCGUGCACUACCCAUGUGAAGUAACAAUGCUAAUGUUGUUGCCAUGUUUACAUUCUUUAGGCUGCAGUUGGUUUCACUUCACGUCCCCUGCUUUCUGUCUGCAAUUCGUUGCAGUGGUACAUAUCUGAAAUGUUUUGCUUGGCGUAUUCAAUUCCAUAGAAAGGGUAUGGCUUGACACAUGUUGCAGAAUCAAUUCUUUCACCCAAUUAAAUCAGCCGGCACGUUUCUUAAUGGCACAAGUAAGGAAAGGCAUUUAUAUAUGUCUCACUGUCGAAGGUAAAUUUCUCGUGUCUUGUUUCCACUUGUACUUAGCAUGAACUGUCAUUGCUGCAAAUUAUAAGAGAUUGUCAAGCCUAAUACCAUGUGGGUGCCAUACUGAGCAAACUUUAUACAUUCUAAACUGGUGCUCAUCUUAUAUGGAACUGAAAUUAAUGUUUAAAUAUUCAUCUGCAUGCUGCUAAACUCUUUUUAAAUCAUUUUAAAGGGCGUUGCUUUUUUUAUCUGUUCUUCUUGACUUAGCAGCCUUCAUGCCUCGCUUGGUUAGGGCUGUAGUUUCUCUUAUGAGUCACCCCAGCGAUGAAGCAUACUCUUGCUACCAUGGCCCUUCUCUUGGCACAUAGCUCAAGACAUUGAAGCACAGUGUUCCCUUUGGGUAGAUAUUUAAUCAGACACACGAGCACUACUACUCGUAUAGAAAGCACUGGCACCUGGUUUAGAUGUAGUUGUACCGAGCACCUUGUUUUUCAACCUGAUGGUUGUUUGUGCCCCACUGCAAUAUGUGGGAGAUUUGUGUCCAAGAGAUGUGCUGGCCACGGUCCGGAGCAGCACUUGCAAAUGAAGUUCACACAUUCGGCUAGUUCAUGAAAGAAAUUCAUUUUUUUUUAUAUCAACAGACUCCAGCUCUUUCUUGAAUUUCUUGUACGUGAUCUUACCUUAACUCUUUUUCUUGGUAACAUUCUAUUGAUGGCCUAUGCCGAACAUGCCAGGAAUGCUCAUUGUGCUGAAGAACAUUGUUAAUGUUCUCGUCUAGGGUGGCUGGACAUCGACACAUCUUGAAAUAAGGAGUAACAAGGCAGUAAUGUGUCUAGAUUUUUCAGAGGCCUGCAUUGGACCGAUCGUGUCAUGCGUAACCUGUAUUCUCAGCACCAUCUUGUGGAUGUGUUUUCAAGUUCACAAACAAAGGCUUGAUGAAGGCCGUAAUAAAUCCCUGGGACAUAGCAAGCCACCACGCCUUUCAGACCAUGGCCAACACACACUCUUGCCAGCAUGCAUGUGUCGGUUGCUGAGGGAAGUCGGCAGCCCAAUGCAUGUUUAAGUAACAACAAAUUUUGUAUCGGUGUGUACAUAGCAUGUAUGCUGCUGUUCUUAUAUGUAGGCUAUUCCUCGGGAUGCCUUUGCCCUCUGUUGUUACUUGAGGGGCUGCCAUGUACGUGAACUUGUACGCCUUUUUGCAUCUUGUGUCCAUUUUGUGGUGCCGCUGUGAGUUUGGACUUGUCGUUUGUUGCCAACUCACACAAACUGUAGCUGCAGUAUAGUCAUUACGUGCCCAGGUCUACUGUCCUUUUUUUCCUGACGUGGAGGAGCUUGCCUGUGGAUAUUGCAAGACUUGGUUGUUCUGUGCACGGCUACUGUCUCCUAUGUUCUUAUCUUUCCGCUUGUUUCACGACUGUUUCUCUUGGUGUUUCAUUACCUGAAUGACCAUGGUGUGAUGACUGCCCGCUCUCAAGUUACAAGCAGCACAACUUAGGGCAAGUGCAGUGCAAAAACAGGGUGGUAGCUGAUGCUGGGCAGAAAUUAGUGCCGCUACUGACCAGCUCCUAUUCAUCUAGCUUGCCGCUCUUAUUUUAUGUGCAUGUUACGCCAAACGGGUGAAUCUUGAAGGCCAAUCGCUCGCAUAGCUCAAACAAACUGCAGACAAAGUCUGGGUAGGGGGAUGCUACUGCAGGGCAUUAGAGAGCUUUAGCAUACUGUCACUGCCACCUUCCCAGCAGUGUGCAUGCCACCGUGCGCAGUGGGGCUCGAGCAGGUAGCCGUAGCUCUUAUGGUAGUGUGGUGGUAGUGGUGUGCUAAAAAUCUCUGUGCCCUUUGUAAAGCUGCACUGCAUGGCACUGAUAUGCAAGUUCGAGCAAGCAUUAUUGUUGUGCUGCAGUUGACGUUGCUUCUUGUUUAGUGUAAUGUCCUUUUCCAGCACUUUGACCUGUCUUGAGCCUUUGCAAUUUUUUUUUUGUACCUGUAUUAAUUGCAGCGAAUUGUAAGCUUCACUACUUACUAGGAGUGCAGAGUAGAGUAGAACGGAGUACAGUUGGGUUUUCACAAUUUGGGACUGCAUAAUCUAACAGGGCAGAUGCUUGAUUAAAUUGGCCUUGAGACAGCGACAAGUGCAUGCUUUUGCUUCUGUAAUCAAAAUAGUGCAGCACAUGGCUAAACAACUUGCUUUUUCGGCAUAGCUGCCCUAUGUUGAGUAAUAUUGCGUGCAUCUUCCGUUCAGUUUCAGUACCUAAGGUCAGGACAUGUGGCACUUAGACAGAUGCAUGGGCAUGUAUAGCCUUUCUAUAAAACAGAGGCCUGAAGGAGAAGCUGAUUUAACUGUAAAAAUGGCAAUACCAUAGUCCCAUUUAUGUUCGGCAUAAGUUCGUUUUUCUCACUUGUUUAACAUAGAGUUAUAACAGCUUGUUAUAAGUUCGCAGUUUCACCCUUAAGACCAAAAUGUUCAGGGCUAGUCCAGGGGGGAUACCUGUCUAAAACUUUUUAGCAUUACAUUUUUCCAAUUCGGUUUAAAUCUUGGCUGUCACAUAAUUGACCAACAUUAUUUAAGUCUCUUAUGCAAAUGUUGGCAUGCCAUAUUAUACAUAAGAAAAAGGACAGUUCGCUGCGAUUGCCAGAAUUAAUAAGUCUAGCACAUUCAGUUGAGAUUGUCAUUCGUGUGUGUGUGUGUCUGUGUGUCCAGAGGUCUGCACUCUGCUAUGUCUUCAGAAUGCUGUGUGAAUAACAGAUCCCAGCACCCACAUGUACAUAGCCUUAUAAAUAUGAGAUCGUUGGCGUUUUUUCGCAUGUCCAUAAGCGGCAAUGUUAUCAUGCCUGUUGGUCCUCCUGUCUCAAAGAACGGAUGGGAGAUUUUUUUCUUCUGUUCUUCUGCGACUGCAGUCGCACAAGUGUACAGCGUAAGUAGAAUAGAUAGAUAUUUUAUUUUCCUGCAAAUCAUAAUAUUUUAUCAUAAUUUAUUGCAGUGUGUAAUUAAUAAUGUUUAGAUGGUAUGUGUGAGAAGAGAGAGAGAUAUAUAUACAUAUAUAUGUUCAGCAUAUAUGUAGGGUUGUCACGAAACAGGUCAACUGCAUUGCUAUUCUAGCUGUGAGAGAAGUCGGCGUUCGAAGAUAUACAUGUAUACAUAUAUAUGUACGCACUGCACAUGUAUAUUGGAAGAGAAAGCAUAAAAAGCAAACCCUGUGCGGCGCAUGUCCUUUCCUGUAUUAAUUUGAGAUUUGCACCGGGCACUGAUCUCGGAGCGCAUGUAAUCUUGGUUGAACUGUUAGUACAAAAAAAAAGUAUGAAUAAAAGCUGUUUUGCCUAAAA